UCGCACCGUCUCCUACACGACUCUCUCUCUCUCUUCACUGUCAUGGAGGCGCUUGUCUGCAUGAAGCUCGGUGAUCCCACCGUCCCCAUGACCUCCGAUUCGUCCCCGAUCGCGGCGGUCACCAAAUUCCACCCCGUCCCCGCGAUCUCCUCCUCGACCUCGGUCCGAGUCCGGAUCCGGGCCACGAGCCUCAACUUCGCCAAUUACCUCCAGAUACUGGGCCGUUACCAGGAGAAGCCCCCCCUCCCCUUCAUCCCGGGCUCCGACUACUCCGGCGUCGUCGAAUCCGUCGGAAGCGGCGUCUCCAGGUUCAAGGUCGGGGAUAAAGUUUGCUCCUUUGCUGCCCUCGGGUCCUUUGCCGAGUUCAUUGUCGUCGACGAGAAAGACCUAUUCUUAGUGCCCGAGGGAUGUGACCUAAUUGCUGCUGCUGCUUUACCUGUCGCUUUUGGGACUUCACAUGUAGCUCUUGUUCAUAGAGCGCAACUAAAACCUGGUCAGGUACUGCUUGUCCUUGGUGCCGCUGGUGGUGUUGGUAUUUCAGCUGUGCAGAUAGGAAAAGUUUGUGGGGCAAUUGUUAUUGCUGUCGCAAGGGGUGAUGAAAAGGUGCAAUUUCUCAAGUCGCUGGGUGUCGAUUAUGCCGUUGACUUGGGAAAGGGGAACAUCAUUGAAAGUGUGAAGAAUUUCCUCAAGUCGAGAAAUCUGAAAGGAGUUGAUGUUCUAUAUGAUCCAGUUGGGGGUAAACUUACAAAAGAGUGCAUGAAGCUUCUUAAUUGGGGCGCAAAUAUUCUUAUCAUUGGAUUUGCAAGUGGUGAAGUUCCAGUCAUCCCAGCAAAUAUUGCUCUUGUGAAGAACUGGACAGUUCAUGGACUUUAUUGGGGCAGCUACAAACUGCAUCAACCACAUAUCCUAAGAAACUCUCUUGAGGAGCUGCUAUCCUGGUUGUCAAAGGGGUUGUUAACUGUUCAUAUAUCUCAUUCCUAUAGUUUAUCACAGGCAGAUCUGGCUUUUGCUGCUAUUAAAGAUAGGAAAGCCAUUGGCAAGGUGAUGAUUGCUUUAGGGGGCUCCACUGCAGGAAGAUCAAAGCUCUGAUAUGACACAGGAUUGUAACAGGUAGCAGCAGAUGGUGCAGCACAAAUGAUCUCUGUAAUAAAUGCAGGUAAACAUUUGUUGUUUGCUCGCAACUUCUGUUAAAUGAUUCCGGGUUACUGCAUUUUAAGAUUCCUAUGUCGCUGGAUAUAAAGUAAAUACUGAAAACUCCAAUGCCGGAUAAUCGAUGAAAGUUAUUUAUAUAACAUGGAGACUUUCCGACCACCUCUCAUGUUCCUUUUAACAUAUAUUAAUCUUCGUUCGAGUAAUCAUUCUUGUAUUGUUUGGCAUGUCAGAUACCCUAGUGAUCCUCACAAUGUUGUGGGAGCUGCAACUAUAUUUCAGUGGGAUUUAGAUCAAGGGUUUUUCACAUUGUUAUAAUGGUUGGUUGCUUUCGAUACAACAAUUGUCAAUAACUGUAUCUAUGUGGUGGCCUCUGUGAAGGACUUGUGGUAAGUUAAUUUGGCCUCCUCUUAAAGGAUCAGCUAAUGUGGAGUGUCUCAAGAAACGAACUCCAUGUCCUUUCAUUGUGGUUUAGUAUAAAUAUUGCUCAGCACUGAUGAUGGAUCAUGCAGUUUGAUAUUAUGCUCAUUUUUA
Molecule: messenger RNA, 1683 nt
Organism: Musa acuminata subsp. malaccensis (wild Malaysian banana)
Lineage: Eukaryota; Viridiplantae; Streptophyta; Magnoliopsida; Zingiberales; Musaceae
Molecular function (GO): oxidoreductase activity; zinc ion binding
Source: RefSeq, a predicted model, not a curated record